AUGAGCCACCUCGGGCUUCGACUGAAGCAGCGCUCGGUGCUGAGCUUCAACACGCCGUCGUCGCAGCAGGCGUCGAACGCGCAGAACGCCGCGAGCGGUGACCUCGCGCAAGCGCCGACGCCGGGGCUGAGCCGGGCGAUGAGCGCGAUGUGCGUCGAGCGCGGCGGCACGCAAGAUUUGGACGCCGCUAACGCGAACGCGAACGCGAACGCGCCGCCGCCGGUCGCGGCCGCGCCGUCGCAGGGCGGCGGCGGCAUGGACACCGCGUACAUGUCGCAGGGCAUGCCGAUGUUCACCCCGGACUUCAUCACCCCCGUCGACGCGCAGUUCGCGUGCGUGUACGACCCGAACGAGAAGGAAAACAAGGCGCGUUCUUACACUGGUUCCCAUACGACCGCGUCGGCGUGGUGA
Micromonas pusilla CCMP1545 is the source of this 411-nucleotide messenger RNA. RefSeq lists its product as uncharacterized. The coding region runs from base 1 to 411 and encodes 136 amino acids. Lineage: Eukaryota; Viridiplantae; Chlorophyta; Mamiellophyceae; Mamiellales; Mamiellaceae. The record is from RefSeq and is a predicted model, not a curated record. The transcript has a single exon.